AUUACAGGUGUGUUCCUGACAUUUAAAUCUGAAUCACGUGAUCCUGUACAGGUAGGUGGACCAGGAACAAUAAACACCUGCGACCCGCCAUGUUGGAUUUUUGAAGUUUUUCAUGGUGGAAGUUGUUCUAAAAUAAUAAAUUCUGGCAGCCUUUGUACAAGUAGAGUUCAAUACAGCUGAGAACAAAUUGCUGGUAUAUUGUGCUGACAAAGGACAACAAUAUGUUGUCUACAUGUAGAUUGUGGACAUGCAGAAAAUGUUGCAACUUUAACUGGUAGCUAAGGGACCGAACUUAGAUAAAACAUCCAGAUCCCGCCAUGUUGGAUUGUGACGUUUGUUAGUUUACCAGUGAAUUUAAAUUGAAUAAAUGCCCUCCUAGAUUUUAAAGAAAAAGUCCGCCGACGAUGGACCCCAGGACCAGUGCCCAGGAUGUUGUACGCUGCACCCUGUGUCAGUACUCUGUGGCCCCCAUGUACUGUGAAGUUUGUCAUAUACACCUGUGCAAAGACUGUGUAGAGACACAUUUCUCUGAUUCCUCUAAAGUCCAUAAUGUGGUGCCACUUAAACAAUACUUAACCACUCUGAACUAUCCCAAGUGUAGGAAACACCCCACCAAACAAUGUGAACUCCACUGUGAACAAUGUGACAUUCCUAUCUGUGCACAGUGUAUUUCUGGGGAACAUUUAGGACAUAAACCAGUUGAUAUUUUAAAAACUUUUGAAAGCAAAUCAGAAAAGUUGCUUAAAGAUUUGCAAGAAUUAGAAAAAUCCCUUUAUCCUAAAUUUAAAGAAAUUGCAUCCAACAUCCCAGUGCAGAAAGUUGAUCUGAGUAAAAACUCCCGGAAAUUGACAACAGCAAUUGACAAACAAGGAGAAGUCUGGCACAGAGAAAUAGACGCCAUUAUCACAAACCUGAAAUCUAACGUGGAGGAAAUGGAAUCCAAACACCUGCCCAUCCUAAAUAAACAGGAAGAUGAAAUCACACACACCAUUUCUGAAAUCACACAGACCAUUGCUGAACUGAAGAAGUUACUAAACUUCAAAGAUGUCUGCCUUGUCUCCGAGUACAAAUCCAGGAACGCUGAAUUCAGAAGAUUGCCUCCUAAAAUAAAAGUGUCCUUACCAAACUUUAGGCCUCAGAAAAUCCACACAGAUCAGCUGAUUGAACAGUUUGGUUCUCUGUCAGCAUUAUCUUUUACAGCAGAGAAACAAGACUACAGCAUGCUGCCCCAGGGAGCCGAAUCCUCUCCCCCAGACCGGUCACUGAUGGAUGUACCCCAGGUCAUCACAGCUAUAGACACAGAGUAUACAUAUCUAUACGGUGUGACCUGUGUGAAUGACACAGAAGUAUGGACGUGUGGUAAUGGCAGCAUGAUGAAACUCUUCAACCUGCAGGGAGAACUAGUGGAGUCCAUCCAAACCAAUUCAAGGAACUGGCCACAGGACAUAGCAGUGACAAGGAGUGGGGAUCUAGUUUAUACUGAUUACUUUGAUAGUACUGUGAACAUAGUGAAGAAUACACAGAUACAGACAGUAAUCAGACUACAGGGGUGGAUACCUUACGGUGUCUGUAGUACCUCCUCUGGUGACCUCCUGGUUGCCAUGGACGGUAAUGAUGAUAAACAAACAAAAGUUGUGUGUUACUCUGGCUCCAAAGAGAAACAAAGUAUUCAGUACGACGACAAAGGACAACCUCUCUAUUCAUCUGGUGGAUAUAAAUACAUCAGUGAGAACAGGAACCUAGAUAUCUGUGUGUCAGACUAUAGAGCCCGUGCAGUAGUGGUGGUCAAUCAGGCCGGGAAACUCCGGUUUACCUACACUGGUCCUCCCUCUACCACCAAGGGAUCAUUUAGUCCAUACGGCAUCACAACGGACAGCCAGGGUCGGAUCCUGACAACAGACUAUAACAACAACCGUAUCCACAUCCUGGAUCAGGACGGACAGUUUCUCUGCUACAUUGACAACUGUCAUUUACAGUUUCCAUUGGGUUUAUGUGUGGACACCAGAGACAACCUCUUUGUGGCUGAGGACAACACAGGUAAAGUGAAGAAAAUCCAAUAUUACAUGUAAAUCAAUGAACUGUAUAAAUUAGAUGUAAACAAAUGAACCAAGUAUUCAUUACAUACUAUGUGUGUAAAAACAUACAUGUAAAGAAACUGUUUACAUCUGAAUAUAUACGGUGUAUAUUAGAUAGGAUUACUGUGUGAUUAUAUUGUACAUACAGUCAGUAUUGCAGAUAAAUUACAGAUAUACAUGUAACAAGAGGGUCAUGUCAAUGUUCUGCAAUGAUCAUUAGCUUCAUAGCUCAUAUAAAACAUGUAUCACGUGUAAACAACCUGACCGUAUCUGUUGGAUGUAAACACAUUGUUUGACUGUAUUUAUAUUACAUGUAGGUUUCCAUGUAUUUAAUUAUUGUAUGUUGGCAAACUAUGAGCGUUUAUAUGAUAUGUUAUUUUAUAUAUAAACAAAUUGUCCUGUCAUAUUACAUGUAGACUGUCACUAUUCUUGUAUAGUAUAUGUAAACAAGUAGACAGUGUUUGUGUCAUUGUUACCAUGUGUAUUAAAUGACUCAGUAUUCAUACUGCAUGUAAACAAACUCUGUUUAUUUUUAGAUGUUUAUAAGAUAAAAGUUUAUCUAUAACAUGUCAACAAUCUGUGGGGGUUUUUUUUAACAUGAAAAAUGUAAUGGUCUAUAUAUUUAUAUGUUACAUGUGGUUAUUCAAAAAUUCUGUUACAUGUACAUGUAUUAAUGACAAAGGUUAAUGGACAUGUAGCACUCAAUUCUUCACCAGCAAUGGAGCGAGGCCACAAAGGGACUGAGGCCCAUUACUUAUAAAGAGGAGUGGUACAGGUAUAUAUUAACCCAUGUAGAAUUCAAACUGUCUUAGCUAAUUAUCCUUACUUACCUUUAAAUUUUAAGAAUUAGAGUAGUCGUGUGUGAUUUUCUAACAGCCUUGUUUUUUCAGAUAACUAUUCAAACUUCAGAAAAUCCACAUCUAAUAUAUUAAGGUCCUUGUUGUUUUUUCUGGGGUUUUUUUUUGCUGAACUAAUCAGAUGUUUCUGAAAAAUGAUAUUAAAUAGUGAGUAUAUUUACAUGAUGAUGUUUUGAAUGUAUUUUUGUGAGCUUUCGUUAAUAAAAAUUUAAACCAAAGAAAUUAUAUUUUCAAAUCAACAUAUUGACUAUUAAAUAUGGUAUUCAAUACACAAGUUAAAAAUGUCAUUAAUGGUAUCUAAUAAGUGGAUGACUCUCUCUCUCUCCUUAAUGCACAGGCCUCUGAACUUAUAUCAAAAAGCCAUUUAAUAAAUGUCUGGUUAAGUUGAUAUAUAUACCCUUUAAAUAAAGACAUACACCAGGUACACAACAAGUUUUUUACCGACGUAGGCCAGUGGCAAGAAUAUGUAAACAGUUACGCUUGAUUGCAUCUAUACUUUGGCGCAUUUGAAACCUUUGGAGUUAUAGAACACCCGUUAAAUCAAUUU
Molecule: messenger RNA, 3479 nt
Organism: Magallana angulata
Lineage: Eukaryota; Metazoa; Mollusca; Bivalvia; Ostreida; Ostreidae
Product: E3 ubiquitin-protein ligase TRIM71-like
Exons: 3
Coding region: 405-2069 (554 amino acids)
Biological process (GO): positive regulation of DNA-templated transcription
Cellular component (GO): nucleoplasm; chromatin
Molecular function (GO): protein binding; ubiquitin-protein transferase activity; zinc ion binding
Source: RefSeq, a predicted model, not a curated record